Molecule: messenger RNA, 1733 nt
Organism: Erpetoichthys calabaricus (reedfish)
Lineage: Eukaryota; Metazoa; Chordata; Cladistia; Polypteriformes; Polypteridae
Product: olfactory receptor 142-like
Exons: 1
Coding region: 123-1091 (322 amino acids)
Biological process (GO): G protein-coupled receptor signaling pathway
Cellular component (GO): membrane
Molecular function (GO): G protein-coupled receptor activity; olfactory receptor activity
Source: RefSeq, a predicted model, not a curated record
AGACAGCUUAGCUAUUAGCUAAAUAAAUGGGCCUGAUGGAUUGAAUGGUCUCCUCUCGUUUGUCUCAUUUCUGAUGUUCUUGUUUUUACUCAUUUCAGAUAACUGACAUUUGAAGAUCCAUCAUGUCAUUGUUGAAUCAAACGGACACUUCUGUCCAAGAGUUUAUUAUUGUUGGAUUUCCUUCUUUCCAGGACUCUGAGAGCAGAAACGUCCUGUUUUCCAUCUUCCUAGCUGUUUAUUCCCUUAUUCUACUGGGGAACGUGCUGCUCGUUGUUGUCUUUGUAAUGGAUAAAGGACUUCACAUCCCAAUGUACAUGUUAAUUUGCAGCCUGGCCCUUGUGGACUUAAUAAUAUCUACCACCACGAUUCCGAAAAUGCUCCUUGUUUUUAGCUUCAAAUCAACGGUCAUCUCUGUCUCCAUGUGUCUCACCCAAAUGGGUUUCUACCACACUAUGAUCGCCACAGAAUCUCUCCUUCUUGGACUCAUGGCUUAUGACAGGUACUUAGCCAUCUGUAAGCCGUUACAUUAUUUUACGCUCAUGAGCAAUGUGGUUGUGUUACAGAAGAUCAGUUGCUGUUGGGUGCUUGGGUUCCUUGUAGCAAUUGUUUCAGUCAUCUUGGCUCUCAAACUUCCUUUCUGUGGACCAAAUAAGUUGAUCCACUGUUUCUGCGAUCAUUCAGCCGUACUGAAACUGGCGUGCACGGACACAUUUCUCAACAGUUAUGUGAGCCUAGCGAUAGCUUUAUCUGUGCUCUUUAUUCCACUGAGCUUUAUUUUGUUUUCCUAUGCGAUGAUCAUAAGAUCGGUGCUCAAUAUUGUCAGCUCUGAAGGACGUUUAAAGGCGUUUUCCACUUGCGGUACACACCUCUUGAUCAUUCUGGUUUUCUUUGUCAUUGCAGCUGGGGUCUACAUCUCCAACCGGGUCCCCGGUACUUCUAUAGAUAUGCGAAUCAUGGCAGCUCUGAUUCAGAAUGUGACACCGCCACUGAUGAAUCCGAUAAUCUAUUGCCUGCGGACAAAAGAGAUCAGGGAGAGUUUUGUAAAAACUUUAAAACGAUGUAAAAUAUUAUCAGACAGAAGUUCACAGUAAACUGCAGAUAUAUAAUGUGAGCUUGUUGCCCAAUUCACAUUCAUUUUGCCUCAUUCUGCAGUGACAAACUAAUUACAGAAAACCACUGAAUUUCAGAAGCUGUGCAAAGUGCAAGCUAUUUAUUUAGUGGUGUUGUCCACAAUGAUUUAACGUUUGAGUGGGUGUCCACACCAGAAUUAGAAACAAUAUGAGGGACAUUCAAAAAGUUUCCGCACUUUUAUAUUUUCAUUGGAAACGGUGAAGGCAGGAGGAGUGGUAAUUGGUCGUGUCUGAGAGUGUCAUGUGACUGGGAAAAUUGCAUCGCAAAGGAAGGUGACUAUGUAGAAAAGUGAUAUCAUUUGUUUUUGAAAUUCUUAAUAAAUGGAAUUUAAAAACAGUGGGGAAACUUUUUGAAUGUCCCUCACAACUCUGACCAGAGCACCAUCUUUCCAUGUUUGUCUUGGGUGUUUCUCCAAUACUUUGAUUUAGAUUACAUUAGGUAAACUGAAAAUGGGCGACUUUUGUGUUGAAUGUACUCCAUGAUGGACUGAGUCUAAAACUGCCUGGAAAGUCUCCAAGUCCAGGCGAUCUUCAAACUGGAUCAAGUAGGUUCUGUCAUUGAAUGAAAGUAAUGUUAAUAGUAAUAAAGGAAAUUUCCUAUAA